UCGCGGCAAUGGGUUUUGUUUAAUCGGUUUUCGCUACUUCAACUGAAAUGAUCGUUUUUGUUUGCAGCAGAAAUGUAUUUCGAGUGGUUGAAUGUUUAGAUUGAUUCUUGUUAGCCUCGACCGAAUCAUCGUUUUGUUUUGUACUGUUUGCCGCAGAAAUGCAUGCUCGUGCUCUGUCUAGGCCACGAACCAGAAGUGAAUGGGCGGAGUUUUACCUGAAUUGGUACUACGAGGUAAAAGGGAAGAGACCAAGAGGUGUUAAUGGCGGAAGAGGUGUGAGUGCGACCGAGUCUGCUGUCGGAGAUGAUACGGUGGAUUCGGAAAAGGCGAAAUGUGACGGCGAGGAGACGGUCGAAGAAAAUAGCUCUUCCGACGAGGAUUACGAAGGAUCUGACAAUGAGCUAUUUACUUCUGGUGAUGAUUCUGAAGAUUCUUACAGUGGAAAUUAUAGUUCUGUGAAGAUGGUAAAAUCGAAUUUCAUGGUAAAGAAUGAGAAGAAACAAAAGAAUCAUAUCGAUGGCGAUGAAAAUGGUGAAUCUCCUGGUGUAUUCCCGAGUACAAGAAUUAGUGGUCGUAAGGAAACAAGAGGUUAUACGAACGAGGACAUUGUAAUUAUUAGUGAAGAUGAUGAGAUUGUGGAUGCCAAACAUGAAGGAAAGGAUAAGAAGAAAAGGGGUGCAUUGGCUGAAUCAAAUCAUGAGUCUGCUGAUAAGGCAAGCAAAUCUGAAGGUAGCACCGACCUCCCUAGGAUAAGGAAGAAGGCCGAUGAUAAUGGAAAUGGAAGUGGUCUAAAGAAAAGAAGAACAUGUUCUGGAUUAGGGAAUGGUGAUGGGAGUCAUGAUAAAGGGGAAAUACGCAGGGAGAAUCCAUCUCAUUCUUGCAAAGAUCAUAAGUAUCAAAGGAAUGAACGUGAUCUUGAAGAUAUUGAUUUCCCCGUCUCAGAAAAAGGUUGCUUUGAUCCUUUGGGAGAUAUUAAUGACAUUGGUACUCUCUGGAAGAAAUACUUGAUGAAAAAGAUGAAGCUGUCGAAGAACAAGAUGUGGCAAGGGCAAAAUUAUGAUACAAAAUUGAAAUUUUUUCUGUUAAAGUCUCUGAAGAAUCCUAUCCUAGAUCAUGGAGGACUUCCAUUGAAAUUUAGAUUUGAGGAGGAGGUGCAGCCACCCCCUGCCAAAUCAGAACGGGAGAUGGAGAUUGAUUCAAUCUUCUGUGAUUUUGAAUUGGAUCUUCGUGCAUCUGAGAUAGACAUUACUGCUAGUUCUUCCGUGAAAAAGGAAGAUUCGGAAUCCUCAGGUUCUGACCACAGUCCUGCAGUUUUUUGUCGCCAGGGGAAGCAUUCGCUUAUUCUUGAUGAGCAAAUUGGAUACAUCUGUGAACAUUGUAGUGAGGUUAUACUGAGAAUCAAGCACGUUUUACCUGAUUUUCAUAUACUGCAUCCGAGGAGACGAAACAGAGCAAUUGUUGAUAAAAACACAUGCUCCAUCUUCAGUCAAUCUUGGUAUCAGGAUGAUGCCGGUGGAAGUCCUGAUUGCAUUAAUCAUGUCGAAGGCACUGUUUGGGAUUUGAUUGCUGGUGUCGAAAAGGAUAUGUACCCGCACCAAAGAAAAGCCUUUGAAUUUAUGUGGAACAACCUAGCAGGUGAUAUCUGGAUUGAUAAGCUGAAGCAACAGCCUCUUUCUAGUGAAGGGAGAGGAUGCAUAAUUUCACAUGCCCCGGGUACUGGCAAGACUCGACUGACUAUAAUGUUUCUCCUGUCAUUCUUGAAGUUGUAUCCUACCUGCCGCCCUGUGAUCAUAGCUCCUAGAGGCAUGCUUCUAACUUGGGAAGCCGAAUUUGAUAAAUGGCAAGUGAAGGUACCAUUUCGAAAUCUAAAUGCAAAGGAACUAUCUGGUGAUGAAAAUGCACUAGCAGUGAACAUUAUGGGGGAAAAUGGAGGCAGAGUGAUGAGCAGGGACAAUAUUCGGCUGUUGAAAUUGUACUUGUGGAAGAGGGGUGGAAGCAUUUUGGGAAUGAGUUACCAACUGUUUGAGAAGCUUGGCGGAGAAAACAGAAAAGGAUCUAUUGAAUGUAUCAGAGAAUCACUACUGUACUCUCCAGAUCUCUUAGUGCUUGAUGAAGGCCACACCCCUCGCAGCAAAGUAAGUCGAGUAUGGAAUGCUCUGAUGAAAGUUGCAACUCAUAGGCGCAUUAUCUUGUCCGGUACACCUUUCCAGAACAAUCUAAUGGAGCUGUACAACACACUGUGCCUUGUUAACCCCAAAUCGGUCAAUCAAAUAGGACCCUGGCAUGAUUUGAGCUGUUGGCCAAGAAGAGAUGAGGCUAGAAAAGGAUGGACUAGUUCUAUUGGAAGAGAUGACAAUGACAGGCUGAUGAAGCUUAAAGAAAUGCUUGUUCCUUUUAUAGAUGUCUAUAAAGGAAACAUACUAGAGGAAAGACUUCCUGGACUGAGUGAGUGUCUGGUGAUCUUGCAUCCGACAGAAAAGCAAAAGAUCCUACUGGAAAUUGCUAGCCAAGAACAGCUAUUUAUACGGGUUCAGUCUGUGUCCCUGGUAUCCGUACACCCUUCACUGGUAAUGAAAAUGAGUAGGUUCUCCAUGUAUAAGAGUGAGUUAGAAAGCAUUGAAAACAAUGUCAAUGCUGGAGUCAAGGCAAACUUUGUUGUGCAAUUGAUACGGCUAGCUGAUGCACUUAAGGAGAGAGUUCUGGUAUUCAGUCUGUUUAUUGAUCCUCUCAUAUACCUCAAAAAGCAGAUCAUAUCUUGUUUUUCUUGGAUUGAAGGAAGAGAGGUGCUGUACAUGGAUGGCCAACUUGAUGAAAAGCAGCGGCAAGAAUCCAUACUGUCUUUUAACAGUGAAAAGAGUGAGGCGAAGGUGCUUUUUGCCUCAGAAAGAGCAUGUUCUGAGGGGAUAAGUUUAGUUGGGGCUUCAAGACUUGUACUGCUUGAUACUGUCUGGAACCCUUCAGUUGAAAAGCAAGCCAUAAGCCGGGCAUACAGGCUUGGCCAAAAGAAGGUGGUGUAUGUAUAUCGCCUGUUUACAUUUGGAACGGAGGUCAGGCAAUAUGCUCAGCAAAUCAAAAAACAGCGCAUCUCGCAGCUAAUAGUUUCUCCCAUAGAUGGAGAAACAUGUCAGCACAAGAGGUCCACGGUAGUUCCUGAAGACAAAGUUUUGGAUGCAAUGCGUUGCACUGAAACGCUGGGUCAGAUUAUCGCCAAGGUAAUUCAUCACCCAAAGGAAUCUGAUCUGAUCGAAAUAUUUGACUUGAUGGAUCAGAAACAAACAUCUUAG
Andrographis paniculata is the source of this 3284-nucleotide messenger RNA. RefSeq names its product SNF2 domain-containing protein CLASSY 3-like. Gene Ontology annotation, biological process: gene silencing by siRNA-directed DNA methylation. The transcript is spliced from 3 exons. NCBI's taxonomy places the organism in Eukaryota, Viridiplantae, Streptophyta, Magnoliopsida, Lamiales, Acanthaceae. Gene Ontology annotation, molecular function: ATP-dependent chromatin remodeler activity; ATP binding. The record is from RefSeq and is a predicted model, not a curated record. Bases 159 to 3284 code for a protein of 1041 amino acids.